UACGGCUUCCCCGCAGCCAAGAAAAGGUCACUCCACGGGGAUCCCACACGUUUUCCUAUCAUUAUAGCGGGAUGGGAUCUUCCAUACUCCGACUUCCACGUCUAGGCAUGAAUCAUGGAGGAAAGCCGUCGGACAAGUCCUACGCCUCGGAGUCCCAGAGCACAGCGGAGGCUUCAAGCCUGCGAGAGAUGCUGGAAACGGAAGCAGAAGGUGAAACAUGCGACAGGUUGCUGCCUGUAUGCACGGCGUGCAUUGAAGCGAAAGCCAAGUGUUGUCCUCGAAGCGUUCAAUUAGGGGGCACCGCAGAAGAUGCAAGCGGACUUUCCAAUGCUGCACUUCCAGAUUACAUUGAAACGCUUAAAAGAAAGGUGGAAGCUCUGGAUGAUCAGUCUCGGCGCCAACGCCGUCGUCUUACAGCCCACAGAAGCGAUGAGAGAACAUCGCACUCACCUAACAGCCCAACAGGAGCCGCACAGAAUAGUCCACAAACCUCCCAUGACACACCAUUGACGGAGCAAACCAGUCUCACUGAGCGGUCGGUACAGGCAGCCAUGGGAGAAAUUGAAUUCCUGUCUCGCAACGCCAUGGCAGAACCUCGUGGUGAGGCAAGUGGAUUUCCCCAGGAACUGGCGAUAGGAAGCAUGAUUCAGGCUUCCCUUACUAUUUCAGGGAAAGACCCGACACAAUCUUUAAGUUCUUUGUCUCAAAAGUCAAAGUACAGCACCAUUUUGGGACAAGCCCCCACACUCGCCAGAGACGUUGUUGCUAUGGACCGUUUCUUCGGGCAAACAAAAGCUCUCUGUCCAUUCAUCGACGAGGAAGAGAUGCUAGGAUAUCGUGAUUCUUUCUUUGAUAGUAGCCAGGAAUCCCAAGCGACUCCGUAUACCUCAUUCAGAGAUUUCAAUGUGUAUAUGGCAGCAGCUAUUGGGAUCCUACUCUCUCCCGACUCGGGUAUUGAAUUUUUCGCCAGCAGCUUGCACAGCGCGGCAAUGCAGAAGUUUCCCAGCAUAAUCCAAAGUAACGAUGACAUGAGCAUGUUGCAUUCCUUGCUGUUGUUGAUUAUUUACUCCAUGUUCUCAUCGGUGGGGGGUUCCACAUGGCAUCUUCUCGGCUUGGCUAUGAAGAAGGCAAUAUCGUACGAUUUCCAUAAAGAGCCACUCUAUGACAUUGGCAUACCUGAGGAGAAGCUCACUCGGAGGAGAGGUAUAUUCUGGAACCUGUACAUACUUGACAGGACUAUUAGCUGCGCAAUGGACCGCCCAUUCAGUAUUGAAGAUGAAGAUAUUACGCUUCAGGUCCCGUCUUAUGAUGGGGACAUCCGUUCACCAGACACGCUUGACUUCCCGGCAUACGUUGUCAUGCACGCUCGACUGAUGUCUAAGAUGAGAGGCUCUUCACGUCAGCAGUCGAUUUUUCAUUAUGGAAGCCUCUCCUACUGGAGAGAUAUACCAAGGGGAAUACAAAAAUCGAGCGUAGCUCCAGCUUCCUCUAGAGCAAUACGGCAGCUCACCUGUAGGGCAAUGGUCUGCCUAGCACAAAUCAUUGGCCUUGAGCAAGCCGCAACCAGGGUUCUUGGGACAACCCAUACUAUCCGACAAGAUGUAAUAAACACUUGUAAUGAUUAUAUCAAUACCGAGUAUUUGGCUGUGGAGGACGACUGUUUCACGGGCUCGUUCGUUGAUGCGUUUGACAUCUUUUCCGUGGGAGUGGUUCUUAUCUGCCUGGGAAGGACAGCGCUCCCUUCAAAGAUGUCGAAUGCAACCAGUGUUCUCAACAAGUGUACUGCUUUAUUGACGCUUCUUGGUGAAAGAUUUCCAGCGCUCAAAGCUUUUUGCAGGGUACUCUGGUGCUUGCAGGAGUCAGCAGACAUGAACUUCAAGGCCAAUUAUUACUCUUUGCGCGAUACCAAAAUGGCACCCAGCAGAGACGAUGACUUGGUUUCUUCCCGCCAGAUUACUACGGAUAAACCAACAGUGUAUCUCCUUGACACAUUCCCUCCAAAGGCAAUCGAGCACGCCAAAACACUCUUCAACAUUAUCCAGCCCCAAGAUGAAGAGUUCCAGAACUGGAGACAGAAUGCGCGAGCUUUGUUAAUCCGAAGUUCGUAUCUUACUGCCGAAGAUGUUGCCAGUUGUCCGAAUCUCAUUGCGAUCGGCAAGCACGGAGUGGGUAUUGAUAAGAUCGACCAAGCCGCUUGCACUGAAAGAGGCAUCAAGAUUCUUAAUACACCUGGAGCAAACGCACGCGAUGUGGCUGAGCUGGUCAUUGCUCUUUCUCUGUCGGUUGCUCGUGGCAUUCGGUCCAUCACAACACGCCAAAUGUCAAAGCCCGUCCCAAAGGAGACCUGCAAGGGGCUGACGUUGUACCAAAAGACUGUUGGAAUUAUUGGCAUGGGAAAUAUUGGACGGACCGUCGCCGAGAUAUUUCGGGGUGGCUUCGAGACCGACAUCAUCGCAUAUGAUGCCUAUAUGCCGGACGAUAUAUGGACGCACAUCCCCCACACCAGAGCCAACAGCAUCGAUGAAGUCAUCACUCGGGCAGAUAUCCUCUCUAUACAUGUCCCUCUUACAAACGAGACACGGGACAUGAUUUCCUACGACAAGAUUUGCAUGAUGAAGCCGGAUGCCAUCCUGAUCAAUGCGGCUCGGGGAGGGAUUGUCAAUGAACAGGACCUCACACGGGCAUUAUCCGAAGGCCAUCUUUGGGGUGCUGGAUUGGACUGCCACGAACAGGAGCCUCCCAGCUUUGAGAAGUAUGAUUUUAGCCUUCAAAACCCUCCCCCCAACCACCCCCCUACAAUGCCACCUCACAACCUGCACAUUCCCCUCGAUACUAUCCGUAAUGAACAACGUCCUCCCAUCCUCUCCGCCAAACGUACAGUUCGUCAAAUUCUUCCCCCCAUCCUUCGCAGUAAUAAUCCUCGCCUUCGGCACCCCCUCCCUAUCCACCACAAACACACAUCCAAGACUAGGAUGACAGAUAAACAAACUCCCCUCUUCGUCCACCGCCAGCCCAUCAGGACCUGCACACCCAAACGACUGGAAGAACAAACCCACUUUCGACAAUUCUGCCUCGUCAUAGCAACAUACAAGAACCGCUCAUCGGGGGAUAACACCAACCCGUUCGGAGAUAUCCCGUUCGAUACGAGACAGUCGAGCCUUCCGUCGGGAGAGAGCCGGUAUACACAUCCGGACGGGUCCGUCAUUCCCGUUUGGCCCUGGUCUACUGGCCCCUCGAGGAAGAUAUCAGAUGCUGGGCGUGCCGAGCCGCUGCGCCACUCUGUCGGUUGGCCUGUGCACCGGAGGUAUCGGUUGUUAAAGGUUCAAGUCAAGAUGGGUCUUAUCACUGAGACAAGGAAGGCAAUUCAGGAUGCUCCGAAGGGCAUGUUUAAUGCCUAUGUGUUGAUGUGUACGUGUGUUUUUGCUUUCGCUGGUGUUGCGAAGGGGUUCGAUGAAGAGGACUAUGCGGAUACGAAGGGGUGGAUUGUCUCUAUUACCACUGCUGGUGCUGUUUUUGGAUGUCUUGUGCAGUGUCCUCGAAUCAACGACCGACUCGGACGACGGUGGACCUUUCGUCUGUCGACGCUUGUCUAUAUUGCAGGGAUUCUUGGACAGGGACUAUGCAAUGGGAAUCUUUCAGGGCUUUAUGCUUCGAGGUUUAUUGCGGGAUUGGGGUUGGGUGUGCUUACUAUUGUGCCGCCUAUCUAUAUUUCAGAGAUCGCACCAAAGACAAUUAGAGGUCUUCUCACACUGCAACAUGCUGCCUGUCAACAGUUAGGUGUCGUAUUCGGCUUCUUCAUUAACUACGGGGUGACUAAAAGCUACCCUGGCGGUGAUAAACAGUGGAUGCUCCCUACCCUACUACAGCUUCUCCCCGCCACCAUAUGGCUAGUAGGAUCCUUCCUCUGCUGUGAAUCACCGCGGUGGCUACUAUAUAAAGGCAAAAGGCACGAAGCAGCCACUAAUCUUGUCAAACUGCGCCAUCUACCCCUCGACCAUCCCAUUAUAGUCGCCGAGCUUGCAGGAAUGGACGCCCAACUCCUCCUGGAAACUGAAUCAGUCGGCGAAGCCACCAUAUGGGAGCUUCUGAAAGAGACACUCACCCCAAUUGAGAGCCGACGUCGCUUCUUCCUCAUCUUCAUGGCAAACCUCUUCUCCCAAUGGUCCGGAGCCAACGCCAUCACGCAAUACUCACCCACUAUCUUCGGCUACCUCGGCAUAUCCGGUGAAGAGUCAACCUUCCUAGCAACGGGAAUCUACGGCGUGGUCAAAUUCGCCAGUACUCUCGCGUUUGCCCUGUUCAUCGUUGACUUCAUCGGCCGUCGUCGAUCACUGAUAACAGGCAUCUGCCUGCAAAUAGUAACAUUAGUCUACGUUGGAGCGUACCUCGGCGCUACAAAGGACAUGACCUCAACCCAGAUCAGAAAUACACCCAGUGCCUCGCACGCCUCGACGGCAGCUAUAGUGGCUAUUUACAUCCACGCUGUGGCAUGGAGUAUCGGGUGGUUCGGCAUUCCGUAUCUUAUCGGGUCAGAGAUUUUCCCCAUUAGGAUUCGGUCGCUGAAUGUGUCCAUCUCGAUGGCGUUCCAUUGGGCGUUCUAUUUUGGGUGUUCGAGGGCCAUGCCGAGUUUGUUGGCUGCUACGCAUCGGUGGGGUGCGUUUCUGUUCUUUGGCUGUAUUUGUCUGAGUGGGCUGGUGUAUGUGUUUUUUGCUAUGCCGGACACGACUGGACGGUCGCUGGAGGCGCUGGACAGUCUGUUUCAGCGUCCAUGGUAUACGGUGUAUCGGGUUGCUUAUCCGUCUAGUGAAGCUGUCCAGGUGGAGAGGGAGGAUGCGAAGUUGGGGGAUGCUGAGCAUGUUGAGAGGGCGUGA
Messenger RNA from Aspergillus welwitschiae, 4871 nucleotides. RefSeq names its product MFS transporter/fungal specific transcription factor domain-containing protein. The transcript is spliced from 14 exons. Gene Ontology annotation, molecular function: zinc ion binding; oxidoreductase activity, acting on the CH-OH group of donors, NAD or NADP as acceptor; DNA binding. The coding region runs from base 72 to 4871 and encodes 1599 amino acids. Lineage: Eukaryota; Fungi; Ascomycota; Eurotiomycetes; Eurotiales; Aspergillaceae. The record is from RefSeq and is a predicted model, not a curated record. Gene Ontology annotation, biological process: transmembrane transport; DNA-templated transcription; carbohydrate transport. Gene Ontology annotation, cellular component: membrane.